Molecule: messenger RNA, 6872 nt
Organism: Falco peregrinus (peregrine falcon)
Lineage: Eukaryota; Metazoa; Chordata; Aves; Falconiformes; Falconidae
Gene: SMARCD3
Product: SWI/SNF related, matrix associated, actin dependent regulator of chromatin, subfamily d, member 3
Exons: 14
Coding region: 1443-2810 (455 amino acids)
Biological process (GO): regulation of transcription by RNA polymerase II
Cellular component (GO): SWI/SNF complex; nucleus
Source: RefSeq, a predicted model, not a curated record
UUGACCCGGGUGCCGCCGCCCCCCCCUGCCCCGGGCACCUGCGGGAGCGCUGGCUGCGGGACGCCGCCGCCUGGGCGCUGCCACCUCCCUCCCCCUGCCCCGCCAGCGGCGCCCACUGGCCGGGCACGGGCCCCGGCGCCCGGACCCCGGGCACUGGCGCUGCUCCGGCGCCGGUGCUGCCCGCAGCGCGCGCCUGACCGGGGGCUCGCCGGGUCGGGGCAGCGGACCCCGGCGCCGCCGCUGUGCCGCCCGCCGUGCCUUCUGCCCCGCGGGGCCGGGGGCUGAAGCUCUCGGGGGAACCAGCUCGUUCUGCUCUUCCCUUGGGGACUGGCGUCGCGCCGGUGCGGCCGCCCGCCUGGCCCGCCGGUUGUCCCGGGCCGUGCCCCGCAUCCUCGGUCCCGCUGCGGCGGCUCUGCUGCCUCGCCGGGUCCCGGUGGCUUAGGGAGGCAGGCGGGGAGGGGCAGCCCGGUGCUCAUUUACCGCUCCCAGAUGUGGCCUGCAGGCCCCCUCGGGAGGCUUCCCCCGGCAGGGACUGACCUUCCCGGGGGGAAUCGGCUAGCCUGCCCUGUCACGGUCGUCUGGAAAGGAGGGUCCUCUUCUCAACACCCUGAUCCUGGAGACAUGGCGCACCCCAGUGCAACUGUCGCCAGCUCCCCAGGAACAAGCAGCCUUCAUGUAGGAGGUAGCACCUUUUGAGAGAGAGCAUAUGUUUUGUUGCCCCUCAGCUCUCUUUUCAGAGGGGGAUGUGUAGUCCCAGAUACUCAGGACAAACCGAUCUGUGUCUGUAGGAGACUAAUGCUCUGCGUGGCCGUCCAGAAGAUCUUGACUUCCUGCACAGGCAAACCAUCUCACUGUGGCGCCACGAGCUUGCUGCUUGGAGACUGCUGCUCCUUCCCUCCUUCCUGUUCCUUGGGCCUGAACUCUCCUCUAUCAGCAUCUCCUGUGGAGGGACCCUGUGCUGGACUGAGGCAGAAAUUCAGCGGCAGACUGAGGAGAAGGCAGGGUCAUUCCCCAGUUAGCAUGGUCUGGGGGUGCACUUGUUCAGUAUCCUUGCCCAGUGUUGUCAUCACUGCCCUUGGAGAGAUUGGCUUCAUACUACUGCCCAUCCAGGCGGAGUCCUGCAGCGUCUGAAAAUAACUGGUUCCUUGGUGCUGCCUUGGGAGCAAUCGACAACCUGCUGUUUACCAUUGGGACGCUAUGAUGACAAACCAGCCCAUCUUCCCCUAGGGCAGGGUGAGGAGCUGGAUCCAAAUGCAUCCUUGGCUUGCUGUCUUAGAGCUGUUCCUGCUUCAGGUCAAUGAGAGUAUCUGUUGCUAAAUCAUCAUGACAUAGUAUCUGGUCUCCUGCUCCCCCCUGCUGGAUAAGCUUCCUGCUUCCUCUUGGUCUAUACACAUGUGACUCCAGGUGUUCAUCAGCUACCUAGUCCGGUACAGCGACCUGGGAUGCCAUCAGGAGCUCGAAUGCCCCAUCAGGGGGCUCCCAUGGGUCCCCCAGGCCCCCCGUAUGUUGGAAGCCCCUCCGUGCGACCUGGGAUGCCCCAGACUGUGAUGGAAACAACAAGAAAACGCACUGCACCACAGCAGGUCCAGCAACAGCAGGUGCAGCAAGUGCAACAGCAGCAGCAAGCCACUCAGAACCGAACUAGGAGUGCCAAGAGGAGGAAGAUGGCUGACAAAAUUCUCCCUCAGAGGAUCCGGGAGCUGGUUCCUGAGUCGCAGGCCUACAUGGAUCUGUUGGCCUUUGAACGCAAACUAGACCAGACCAUAAUGCGGAAGCGUGUGGAUAUUCAGGAAGCACUGAAGAGGCCAAUGAAGCAAAAGCGGAAACUGAGGCUUUACAUCUCCAACACAUUUAAUCCUGCAAAAUCUGACGCUGAUGACUCUGAUGGCAGCAUUGCUUCAUGGGAGCUGCGAGUGGAGGGGAAGCUCCUGGAUGAUCUCAGCAAACAGAAACGGAAGUUUUCGUCUUUUUUUAAGAGUUUGGUUAUUGAACUGGACAAAGAUCUUUAUGGACCUGACAACCAUCUUGUGGAGUGGCACAGAACUCCCACAACCCAGGAAACAGAUGGCUUCCAGGUAAAAAGACCUGGCGAUGUCAGCGUGCGGUGCACAUUACUCCUCAUGCUGGACUACCAGCCUCCACAGUUUAAACUGGACCCACGAUUAGCCCGUUUGCUGGGGAUACACACACAGACCCGAUCGGCCAUCAUCCAGGCUCUCUGGCAGUACAUCAAAACAAAUAAGCUGCAAGACUCCCAUGAUAAGGAAUAUAUUAACUGUGACAAGUACUUCCAGCAGAUCUUUGACUGUCCACGGCUAAAGUUUUCUGAAAUUCCUCAGAGACUCACUAACCUGCUGCUCCCACCAGACCCUAUAGUGAUAAACCAUAUCAUCAGUGUUGACCCCAACGAUCAGAAGAAGACAGCUUGUUAUGAUAUAGAUGUAGAAGUUGAAGACCCAUUAAAGGGACAGAUGAGUAGUUUUCUUCUCUCAACAGCUAACCAACAGGAGAUUACAGCAUUGGACAACAAGAUUCAUGAGACAAUCGAAUCCAUAAACCAGUUAAAAAUACAACGUGAUUUCAUGCUGAGUUUCUCCAAAGAUCCAAAAGGAUACAUCCAAGACCUUCUCCGAUCCCAAAGUAGGGAUCUUAAGGUGAUGACUGAUGUAGUUGGAAACCCAGAGGAAGAACGCAGAGCUGAAUUUUAUCAUGAGCCAUGGUCUCAAGAGGCUGUGAGCAGAUAUUUCUACUGCAAGAUCCAGCAGCGCCGGCAGGAACUGGAACAGUCUCUGGGCGUGCGCAACACAUAAGUACUGCUCACCAAGAUCCCAUUGGCAUCAUGACCACCAAACCAGUGGACUUUUCAGUGUUACUUAGCUCACUGUUACACAUGGACCUGCUUCCUGACUGGAUGAGAAUGUACCAUCAACACACCAGUCAGAACACCAGCUUUAGAGUGACCCUUGAAAAUCUUGCCCAUGGGGGGGUGGGGGUGGGUGGGUGUCUUAGACCAUUCCAGGCCACAGACAGUGCCAUGCAAGUGUCAGUGUUAAAGAAGAUUAAAGGUUCAUUCAUCAACACAUAUCAUUAAGUUUUAGUGGAAAGUUCAGACACUACACAGCAAAUCCUAAUGGGCUAUGCAUGGAAUCAUAGGUGGCAUUGAUGGGGGAGGUUGAGGUAGGUGUUACAGGAGACUACAGAUUUAGAGAAAUGCAGUUCUCAGUUACCUAAGAGUCUCAAAUAGUAAAUUCUCUGAAAUUGGACAAGAUAGUCUUUCUUAUAGCUGUGGAAUGCUUUAUGUUCCUGAAUAGAGUUUUUAUUCCAGCUGGAGCAGUGCAAGAAGCCGUCUCACCAUGUGUAAGAACAAACUAGGAGGAUUUUCAUUCCGGGAAUGAAGAGCCCCUCUGGAAGAAAGAAGUGUAGUCAGAACAUCUCUUCUGCCAACUCUAAUACUUCCUCUUUCUAUUGUCCCUACAGUGAAGGGUAGACCGAAUUACAUAUCGCUAGAUGGUGAUAACAUUGUACUGAGAGGAAGAGAAUUAUCCCCAGGAUAAGAGCUGCUUAGGCAUCACUAAUAUCAAUGAGGUUAGCAAAGCUGAGGUUGAGGCAAGAAAUGAGGCAUUCUGAGGAACUUAAAGUAACUUAAUGGUGCUUUGCUGAUACCUGCCUUGAACACAGCAGAUACUAACAAAAAGCAUAUAUGUAAAGUACGACAUUUCUUAAAUGUUUCUCUGUGUGCCAGUAGGGAUCAGCACUGAAUAGAACUUACCUAAUUGUUACAUUGGUGCAGAAUCCAAGAAGCUUAACUUCAUAUAACGUGGCAGUGCCGCCUUUACUUCAAGAUGUUAACAGAGUCCCUGGAUUGGUCUCACGUAUUGAUCAUAGGUGAACUGCCUCUUACUAUGAGUUAUUCAGUUCCGCCAUACAUGAUACAUAUUGGUUAUAACGGAUGCUGUUGAAUUAUAAAGCACUAUCAGCCUUAAACAGCACAGAGAACAUAUCAGUUGGAAAACAUGUUCUUCGUAAAUGUAUGACAAAUUCAGACUAUGUGGAAUUUAUACCAUAUUUACUUGGAAGCAGGGACAUCUUCAUUAAGUCCUUUCCCCUCCAUUAAUUUUUUGUAGUGCAUCAACUUGUUUGUAAUUGAUGGCCCAAUAUGAUUUCUAGUCCAAAAAGCAGCUGCCAAAGUAUAAUUCUUUGUCCGGGUGAUGUGGCACUCAGGAUCCUCUUCUGGGUUACUCUCUUUCAUCUCCUUUCUUGGAAGGAGAAUCAGAUUCACAUGUGGUACAGAAGGGAGGCAGCUCUUCUGAAUAAUGCAUUUUGGUGUAGUAUUGUCCUUUUUUCCUUUUCUCUUCUGCUAUCUUUGCCAAUCUCUUUCUUAGUUGAGCUUGGAAGUUUCUUCUGUCCAGUCACAGAAGAGAUAGUCUACUCUUCCACCCCUUUAUUUAAUACCUCUGCUUUCACAUUAAUAGUGCCAUAGCUUUUUACUCUGUCCAUUGUGUUCAGAGAUGCCUUGGAAAAUCUACAUUUUGUUGCAGUUCUAUGUCAUAUGAUGGCAGUACUGUCAUGCAGAGCGACUGGUGUGAGGAGAAGCCUAGCUGUACCUCUUUGCCUGAGGUUUUUACUGGGAAUGACUUUGGAACUUUUGUUGUGUUAAAACCUCUUUUUUCAGUGAAACAUGAAAUCCUGCAGUCUUAAACUGAAUAGUGAUGGACUGUGAGGCUGCCAGGCAGUGAAUGACUUGAAAUCUUAUUUACUUUAGGAUGCAACUAAUUGGACUACAAGCAAGCAUUAUGAGGGAGAACAGUGGGAGUCAUCUGCUACUGUGCUUCCAUAUUUAUUACACUGCUGUGUCAGUUGUGUGCAUGCUGUCCAGUGUAUAAAACUCUUUUCUGUAUAUGGUAAACAGAGCAGCUACACUCAGGGGAUGCAUUCAGUCUCCAGGAGUAAGAAAUGGAAAGCUAUUUAAGGAUGUGAGAAGGGCACGGGACUUGGGUAGAUGCCUGCAAGAUGUCUUCCAGGGAAUUCUGGUUUUUGAGAACUUUUCCAUUGAAGUGGCAAAUAUUUGUACCAAGAAAUUUCAGUUGUGCCACAGCUGGAAGCAUAAUGGAGUCCAGCCUGCUUUUAGAAUCUCUCUGUAGAAUUAAUUGGGUGGAUCUGUUUCAGACUCUCUUUCAGAGCAAAUUAACAAAACUAAUGUGGCACUGCUGCCCAGUGUUCUCAACAGCAUCACUGGAAGCUGAAGUUGUGUUAAGCACCAAUGCUAUGCUGAAGUGUGUGUCCGUCCCUGUGUGUGCACACACGUGUGCCUGUGCAUGAGUCAGCCACUGAAGAUGGCAAUCCAAAAUCUAAAUUCUUUCAUCCCACUGUCCGCAUUCCUACUGCACAUAAAAAGACUGGUCACCAACAGUGAGUGUUAGGAGUAGCUGUCAGGUGUCUUGUUUGGUUAAACUGAGGUUUGAGAUUUUGAUGCUUGUUUCCUGUGUUUAGAAGCAGGUCAGGCCUUUUACUGAAGAGGCACAGAGAAAUUUUGUCCUGUGUUCCAGGAGCACAGCCAGGAGCUUGCUUGUUUGCAAAAAAGAGAAGUUAUAUUUGAAGUGAAAUAAUGGAGCAGUACUGGGAGGAACUGGACCAAAUGCUGCUUGGGCAUACAAAAAUGAAAGGCAGUGAUACUGACCAGGUAUGGAAUUGUGUAAGUUCAGGAUGAUUGUCUUUCUAUGUGUAUGAAAGAUGACAAGAUGAUGUUUUGGGGUCUUCAGUUGCUGCCACAGUACAAUACAAAUCUGUGCAUACUGCAAAAAAACAUCAUGUGCAUAGAAGUUGUAAAUGUAUAGAUGGUGUUAGAAAACAUAGCAACAAAAUAGGAAAGGGUUAAAACAAUUCUGGAGUAUCAAAGAAGAGAGAUCUAUCUUGGAGCUGAAGUGUUGACAUGGCAGGUUUGAAACACUUUUUAGUCCUUUGUGCUUCAGGAUUUAGACCAAGUGUUUCUUAGAAAUUAGAGGGAAAGCAAAUGUUUGAAUAUGACAUAGAAAGAGGAAUACAGCAGUGGAAAAGGAAAUAAAAAGAUGGAGCAGAGCACCACUGAAGUGCCAGUAAGACAUAGCACAGGAUAAUGUGUGGAGUACUGUUGGAAAUAGCACAAUCCAAGUGAGUCAGUACAUUUUGUCUGCGUGUGUGUAUGUAUACAUGUAGAGAGCAUGUGGGAGAGAGCCAGUCUCAACUCAUAUGUAGCCUGGGAAAUGGGCGUGUGGGAUGGAACCAAAUGUUCUGCAAAUAACAUUGAGACACAUUGUUAAAACAUUUUGCACUGUUAUCAACAGGGAUUCAGUUGUUCAACUUAGAAGGGUUGGUAAUUGUAGUGCAGACAUUGUUUCAGCUGUCAGUUUUUUUACACCACAUGUUUAGAAUUCAACCUGUGGAAGCUGAGUGAAGAUAUUGGUGCAUAUAUCAAUAUCAGUGCAUAUCCUAGGGCUCCUAAUUUUGCCAAAAUUGUAGUCAGGUAUUGGGGGUUUUUUUUUGGCUUGUUUUUGUGUUGGGAACACUUUUAUGGCAGUGCAAAGAUGACGGGGAAAAGAAAGCUCUCUUCUCCUGAAGAAAGAGGUGUCCUUUCUGUAACUGCUUUGUUGUUUAAUAGGAUGUAUCUGUUCUGCCAGAUCCUGUAUGAUAAACACCUUUUCCAAUCUCAUUGAAGAAAGGAACUCAAUUAAAAAAAUAUAACUGUGGGUUUGUGAGAGUGCGCGAAUACAUGUAUAAAGGGGGGGGAGCAAGUGGGCGAGCGAGAGACUCCUACUCUGUAGCCACCAUAUCUUCAUUGUAUGAUGCCGAGUGAUGCGUAGAAAAGCUUUUAACAAUAAAUACUUUGUUUCUUUGUA